Linum trigynum is the source of this 4219-nucleotide messenger RNA. The record is from the annotation of a GenBank genome assembly. NCBI's taxonomy places the organism in Eukaryota, Viridiplantae, Streptophyta, Magnoliopsida, Malpighiales, Linaceae.
GGGACGUUAACUAGGUCUGGCAAGAAAUACUUUAUCACUUUCAUAAAUGAUUGCUCUGAUUAUUGCUUUGUUUAUUUGAUGAAAAACAAAAGUGAAGCCCUUGAUAUGUUCAAGGUAUCUGUGGUUGAAUUUGAAAAUUAGUGAAAUCGAAAGAUAAAAAGACUUAGGAGUGAUAGAGGAUCAGUGUAUGACUCUAAUCCCUUCAAGGAAUUCUAUAGCUCACAUGGCAUCAUUCAUGAAACCACGACACCAUAUUCACCAGAAAUGAAUGGUAAAGCUGAGCGGAAAAAUAGGACGUUUACAGAAUUAGUUGUGGCUAUUAUUCUCAAUUCCGGAGCUGCUUCUUCUUGGUGGGGUGAUAUUUUGUUGACAGUUUGCUAUGUGCUAAAUCGUCUUCCAAAAACAAAUAGAAAAGAAUCACCCUAUGAGAUCUUGAAGAACAAGCCACCUAAUCUGUCCUAUUUAAGAACGUGGGGCUGUUUGGCCUACGUAAGAAUUCCGGAUCCUAAGAGGAUUAAGUUGGCUAGUCGAGCAUAUGAAUGUGUCUUCGUUGGCUAUGCGGCCAAUAGUAAGUCAUAUAGAUUCUAUGAUUUGAAUGCUCGUACUAUAGUAGAAUCCAUUGAUGCUGAUUUCUUCGAGACACGAUUUCCAUUUAAAACAAGAAAUAGUGGGGGUAAUGUACUACCCGCUAUUAGAGAUAACGGAACUAGUGGGGGUGUUGGAUUUGAGGAUGAACUCAGAAGAAGUAAAAGAGCUAGAAUCUCUAAAGAUUUUGGUGAUGACUUUACUACACCCUCGAAGAUCCAAAUUUUUUGCAGGAAGCAUUAACUUCCAUAGAUGCAGACUUUUGGAAUGAGGUCGUUACAGAUGAAAUGGAAUCGUUAGAAGCUAAUAAGACUUGGCAUCUAACAGACUUACCUCCUGGCUGCAAAGUCUUAGGUAAUAAAUGGGUUCUAAAAACGAAACGGAAACCUGAUGGUGCAAUCGAAAGGUUCCGUGCUCGCCUAGUAGUUAAGGGCUACAUGCAGGGAGAGAAUAUAGAUUUCUUCGAUACCUAUCCACCAAUAUCAAGAAUAACAUCCAUUCGUGUUAUGAUUGCUCUUGCUUCCUUGAACAAUCUCGUGGUACACCAAAUGGAUGUUAAGACCGAUUUUUUGAACGGUGAUCUGGAUGAUGAAAUCUAUAUGGAACAACCAGAAGGGUUUAUUAUCCCCGAACAUGCCUCGAAAGUCUGUAAGUUAGACAAAUCAUUAUAUGGUUUGAAACAGGCUCCAAAAUAGUGGCAUGAGAAGUUUGACACUCUCGUUCUCUCGCAUGGCUUUAAGGUGAAUGAAAGUGACAAGUGUAUUUACUGCAAGUCAGAGAAUAACACUUGCACUAUCAUAUGUUUGUAUGUAGAUGACAUGUUGAUAUUUGGUACAAAUAUUCACGUGGUCAAUGAAGCAAAAGCCAUGUUGAAAGAGAGCUUUGAGGUGAAAGAUCUGGGAGAAGCAAAGUUUAUGCUUGGAAUCCAGAUAACCAGAACAACAAAUGGUUAUUCUCUAAAUCAAACUAGCUACCUAGAGAAGAUCUUGAAGAAAUAUAACUAUUUCGACUGUAAACCUGCGUGUACUCCGUAUGAUGCUAGUGUAAAGCUAUUUAAGAACAAUGGAGACAGUCUAAGACAAUCAGAAUAUGCUAGCAUCAUUGGCCGUCUCCAUUAUGCUGCGGAUUACACUCGACCAGACAUUGCAUAUGUCGUGGGAUUGCUUGGCAGGUUCAACAGUUGUCCUAGUAGAGAGCAUUGGAAUGCUAUAGAGAGGGUCAUGAGAUACCUCAAGAGAACAGCCAACCUUGGUAUACACUAUCAAAGGUUUCAUGUUGUACUAAAAGGGUAUAGUGAUGCAGAUUGGAAUACCCUAUCAGAUGACUCCAAGGCAACCGGAGGGUAUGUUUUUAACAUCGCUGGUAGAGCUUUGUCUUGGAAGUCAAAGAAACAAACAAUCCUAGCUCAAUCAACUAUGGAAUCAGAGAUGAUAGCACUAGCAGUGGCUAGUGAAGAAGCAAGUUGGUUGAGAGGAUUGUUGUUAGAGAUUCCCCUAUGGGAAAGGCCGGUCCCUUCGGUAUUGAUCCAUUGUGAUAGUACCGCAACUAUCGCUGAAGUUGAGAACCGGUUCUAUAACGGAAAGAAACGGCAAAUUCGUCGUAAGCACAGUACUGUAAGAGAACUCCUAACUAUAGGAGCAGUGAGGGUGGAUCAUAUAAGAUCCGAACAGAAUCUAGCUGAUCCUUUGACGAAAGGAUUACCUAGAGAGAAAGUCCAGAAUACUGCCAAGGGUAUGGGACUGAUGCUUACCGAACCACGGACUACAAGUGAUGGUAACCCGACCCAAUAGACUGGAGAUCCCAAGAAAUGGGUUCAAUGGGUAAUAACAAGUCAUGAGUAGUAUGCGAAAGUUCAUGCAUAGUGAAGCAUGAAUCCCAAAGCAAUGGAGGUUGAGUUAAUAACUCAUAAUGAGAUCUAUACCCUAUGUGGGGUGGAGUACUUUACUUUUGGGGUACUCUUGAUAGACUCACCUUUGUGAAUGUGGGAGUGGGGCUGCUCCCUAUGGAACUUUGGAGGCACAAAGUUGCUAGAGCGUUCACUAAACCAGGAUAACGUGCAUGACCAUAAACGCACGGGCUAAGAAGAGAACACAACUCAAUGAAAAGAUCCGGUGUGCUACACUGUCUGAGAUAGGGUUCAAGACUACGAGUCACCCUUAUAAAACCAAAAGUGUAACCACUACGUUAAGGUUCAAAUCUUCGCGAUACCUCAGCUUAUGCCCGAUCUUAUGGAACUGUUAAUGCUCAGAGAUAGUUUCAAAACUAUUCAAGUGGGGGAUUGUUGGAAAUGUAUGUAUGAAUAGCUUUGAAAGCUAUAGAGUCUCAAGUGGAAAAACUACCACAUUGGUAGUUUUACUUGGUGAAAUGAGUAUAAAGAUAGGAGCCUCUCUCCUAAGGGCAUUGCCCCUUGCGGUGACCCACUUUUGUGGGAGAGGGAGGACCUAACGGACUAUAUAUAUUUUUUUGGAGAAAUUCCGAACGAAAUUAAUUACCUAAUAAUUAAUUAUUAAUCGGUUAUUCUGAGGAAUAUUCUAAGGAUAAUCGAUUAAAAAGGAAUAUUCGAAGGAUAAUCCCGCAGGAUUUAUCUUAACCGAUUGUUUUAAUUAAGAAGUAAUUAUCUUCCUUAAUUAAUCCGACUUAUUUCCCAAGCUAGAGGGUAAAUUCCUAGGGGUUCGGCUCCUAUAAAGAGCCGCCUCCCCAGCCCCUCCAAAGACACCACAACGAGCAUAAACACAAUAGAGAGAGUGUUCAGAGAGUUUCGGUUUUCGCACAAAACCGCGAGUACAAAGAGGAGUUGUUUUAUCCUGGAGACGACCGGUUGAUAGUCUGCCGUGCGCAUCGAGGACAGUGUCGCGAACGUCUUAAAGAGAGUGACCUAGUCCACGACUCAGCUUCAAAUUCGGUAACCUCGUUCUUGUUGUUGUUCCGUUCCUAACAAUCUUUGCCCAGCUCUUCUCCACUGUACGAUUGGGCCAAAGAUGAAGAAAUUCAAUAAUUGAAUGUCUUGUUAGUUCUGAGUUAAUACACUUUCUAAUUUUACUUUUAUUUGCAUUUCUUCUGGUGCCCUGUUGUUUUGAUCUUUGAUUAUCAUGUAUGAAUUAAUUUUUGUGUAAUUUUGUUAAAAAAACGGCACAUACUGGUAUAAACUGUACAUGGGCGUUCAGCCAUGCUUGGGCCGGCACGGCACGGGCACGCUUCGGACCCAUUUAUUUUGUGCCGUACUAUGCAAGCCCAUUUGUUAACUUUGCUAGGCAGGCCCAGGCCGGGCACGGUUCGAAUCGUGCCGUGCCUAUUCGUGCUCAUGCCAUGCUCGUAUUCGUGUUUAAUGAAAAGGACGAAAACAAAAGAGAGAAUGAAAAAUAAGGUGAAAAUUGGACGGAGGAAGAUAGUAUUAACCGAUAAUGUUUGAGAAAAGUAGAAAGUAAGGGGGAAAAGAAAAUUUUGGAAGUAUAGCGAGUGUGAUUUGUUUUUGUUUAAUUCUAUGUCCAUUUUUACUUAUGUUAGUAAUUACGUAUAUAUCAUUAUGACACUUCUAACAACAACAAAUAAUUAUUUUUCUACUUGUGUUUUGUAAUAUUUGAACCUAUAAUUGUUUUUAUCUUUAUUUUCUAUUAAAUAAAUAUUAUUUUCGUGC